AUGCUUAAGAUGUUGUCGGGAUCUCCCUUGAGAUCGUUGAACACCGCAUACUCCACGAAUGUUGAAGACAAGAGCACCAGCAGCACCACCCAUUUUGGUUCAAAGACCGUGCUUGCCAGCGAGAAGGAGAAACUCGUUGGUCAAGUGUUCAGUUCUGUCGCUUCCAAGUAUGACAUCAUGAACGAUGUCAUGAGUAUGGGUGUGCAUAGACUCUGGAAGGAUGAGUUUAUCCGUCGACUGGAUGCCGGUGCCAGACCUGGUUCUCGUCCUUUGGACUUUAUUGACGUUGCCGGAGGUUCAGGUGACAUUGCAUUUGGGCUGCUCGACCAUGCCAAGGCCAAGUUCAACGACACCAAGUCUACCAUGACCGUGGUGGACAUCAACCCCGAUAUGCUGAGGGAAGGAGAGAAGAGAUGCUCCGAGAACCACUAUAAGAACGACCCAAGAAUCCAAUUCCUGGUGCAAAACGGUGAAGUCCUUGACAAGAUUGAGGACAAUUCCAAGGAUGUCUACACCGUGUCGUUUGGUAUCAGAAACUUCACCAAUAUCCAAGCCGGGUUGAACACUGCCUACAGGGUGUUGAGACCAGGCGGUGUUAUUGGAGUGCUGGAGUUCUCCAAAGUUGACAACGUCAUCGUAGACACUUUCUACCAGAACUGGUCCAAGUUCCUACCGAUCUUCGGCCAGGCCAUCGCCAACGACUACGACUCGUACCAGUACUUGGUGGAGUCCAUCCAGAGAUUCCCAAAGCAGGAGGAGUUCAAAGGCAUGAUCCAGAAGGCUGGCUUCUACGUCCCUGAGCCUGGCUACCAGAACCUCACUUUCGGAAUUGCCGCCAUCCACAUUGGUAUAAAGUUGUGAAGCUGUGGCUCUGUUUAUAUCCUGUGUACAUAGAAAGCUUCUGCCCUUCCAAUAUAAGCAUUAGUAAAGCGCUUU
Molecule: messenger RNA, 936 nt
Organism: Williopsis jadinii
Lineage: Eukaryota; Fungi; Ascomycota; Saccharomycetes; Phaffomycetales; Wickerhamomycetaceae
Gene: COQ5
Product: 2-hexaprenyl-6-methoxy-1,4-benzoquinone methyltransferase
Exons: 2
Coding region: 1-861 (286 amino acids)
Biological process (GO): ubiquinone biosynthetic process
Molecular function (GO): methyltransferase activity
Source: RefSeq, a predicted model, not a curated record